Messenger RNA from Melospiza georgiana, 1387 nucleotides. Its product is annotated as Ig heavy chain Mem5-like. Gene Ontology annotation, cellular component: blood microparticle; external side of plasma membrane; immunoglobulin complex, circulating. Lineage: Eukaryota; Metazoa; Chordata; Aves; Passeriformes; Passerellidae. Gene Ontology annotation, biological process: positive regulation of B cell activation; complement activation, classical pathway; phagocytosis, engulfment. The coding region runs from base 1 to 927 and encodes 308 amino acids. The record is from RefSeq and is a predicted model, not a curated record. Gene Ontology annotation, molecular function: immunoglobulin receptor binding; antigen binding. The transcript has 7 exons.
AUGGUGGCCGGGCCGGGGCCGGGGCUGCUGGCCUUGGCCUUGGCCUUGUGGCCGGCAGGGCUCUGGGCACAGCCGAGGCUGCAGGAGGCCGGCGGAGGGCAGCGAGCGCCCGGGGACUCCGUCACCCUCUCCUGCCGCGGAUCCGGAUACCCGUUUAGGAGUCAUGGAAUUUAUUGGUACCGUCAGUCACCCGGAGGGAGCCUGGCGUGGGUGUCCUUUAUUGGUUCUGAUCCCAAAGUUCUAUAUUUUGACCAGUCAGUGCAGGGGCGGGCCAAGAUUUCCCGGGACAAUUCCCGGUCCGAGGUUUAUCUCUCCCUGCUGACGCUGCAGCCCCGUGACUCUGCCCGGUACCUCUGCGCUGUUCACACGGGGACAGGAAACCCAAAGCUUAUAUUUGGACCAGGGACGACUCUCACAGUUGAACCAAACAUUUCAAACACUUCUGAUCCUCAAGUCAUUGUGAUGAAAUCAAAGAAACUGGAAGAAGGUGGCAGCUCUGGGAAAGCAGCUUGUUUGGCAAGGAACUUUGCUACAAAGAACAUCAGAUUGGAGAUGCCCUCUCAGGAGGUGGUCUAUGAACAGAGCCCAUCCAUUUUGACAUCACAGGGGUUGUACAAUGCAAUUAAAGUGGUCAGGGUGACAAAAGACACAGAGGUGACCUGCACGGCCAAAUUCGAUGACCUCACGAUAACAGCAGAGCCAGAAGAGGAGGCUGAAGAACCAAUAACAGGAUUUGGGGAACCAAACAGCACCAGAACAGAGUCAGGGGCCAGUGAGAGGGUUUGCAACAGCACAAACAUCUCAGCACAAGAUGCUGGAGGGCAGAGAGUGAACAUGCUGUCCAUGACUGUGCUGGGUUUGAGAGUCCUGCUGGCAAAGAGCAUCGCCUUCAAUGCCCUCAUGAGCAUCAAGUUAUUUCUUUUCUGAGACGUGAGGAAUGAACCCAAAGAAGAGCAGGAAAGAACAUGAACCAGCAGCACAAGGGGGCUGAACAAGCAGGGCCAGAGCUGCUGACAGAGACCAGCCAGGACACAAGGCAGCACCUUCCCCUGAAGACAUGCAACACUCUGCACUCCUGCCUGGCCAGCUGAUUUACACUCAAGAGUUUUAAGUGCUUUUGCUGUUUCCUCUCCUCUGAACACUGAGGAGAGUGGAUCUAUCCUCAUUCUCCUGCUAAGUAGCUGCCAUUUGUAGCUUUGGAUUUAGAUAGAUUUAGUAAUAAAAAUGUGUAUUGCAGAUAAGAAGAGCUGUGUAGAAUCUGAAGUGAUUUCAUUCAACUAGAUAAUGUUCAUUUCUUGAUUAAGCCUGUAUUUCUUCUGCUAAAUGUAUUGCAUGUGCAUGUUAGGUUCCUGUAAUCGUGACAAAAAAAACUUGUGCGAGCACAAAA